UCUACCGUCGCACACGGUCCCCCUGCAUCCAAGGAGAAUAACAAAACCCACAUCCACCGUGACGUCACACACCCGGCUUCCGCGUGGUGGUCGUGGGUAAUGUAGUUCUUGGCUCUUAUUGGUCUAAACUGCGACGCGCGGAAUUUUGUGACGGCGUCCCCACGACCCAUCCACUGUCAACAACCGGUCUAGAGAAUCUCCUACAGUUUUUCCUCCAGAAAUGUUCCGUCUCACUAUCUCUCCCUCAGUUAACACCGCGCUGUAGUUACGUCAGAUACGCAGACCAGUGCGCGUCUUCUUCUUCUUCUUCUUCUUCUUCUUCUUCUUCUUCUUCUUCUUCUUCAGUGUUUCGGCUAUGGAGGGUCGGUGUGCUGUGGAGACCUGGGCAGAGUUUGGCUCUUCAGGAACACCAUGCACACCGUGGCUCAAGGUUGGUUUUGGUACUGAUGUGCUCCUCUGCACUGGCAUCGACGAGGUCUACGUCUUCAGUUCCCGAGAAAGGAAACUCACGGCUGUCAUCGCGUGUCCCGGUCCUGUUACUGAUCUCGUUGAGAGUCAUGACACGCAGUUCCUCUACGUGGCCUGUGCAAGCGGGGUUUAUUGCGUCAGCUCACGCUUACUGGGAUCCAGAGCCGGCAGCUCCCCAGCGGAUGCCUCCCCCGGUCCAGCCGAACUGAAGCUCUCCCCCGAGCUCCUCGCCUUCGCAGAAGAAGGCGUGUUGUCGCUGCUCCUCGUCGGCUCGGUCCUCCUCACCCUCUCCCAGAGAGACUCGUCCUGGAUCCUGACUCAGUACAGAUCCUCGGACCACCAGCUGCUCAGGUCAGUCCGGGUGCCACUGGUCUCGGGAGUUGAGUCGGGGGCAAAGACGGGAAGGAGGCCGCUGCUGACCUGCGUCCAACCCCCGUCCCCCGCCACGUCGCCACCCGCCAGCGACGGCCGCCCCCGCCUGGAGCCGCUCCUCUUCAAGCUGCUGUUCGGAAUCGACGCCGCCCUCGCCAAGUCGCCGGUCGUCCUUUGCGGCCUGCCGGACGGGCGCCUGUGUUUCCUGCCGCUGCGUCCCGCCGGGUCGCGACUCGCCGUCCUUCACAGCCUCGAGCAGCCAGUGGCGUUCGUCGGAGCCUCCGGCGCCACGGAUGCCGGUGGAGGACCCGCGCGUUGUUUGGUGGCGGUGGGUGAACAAGGGAGGGUGGUGCUGAUAAAGUCCGACAAGGGCGGGUCGGAGGGAGGGGGCGGCAGAGCGGACUUCAUCGAGGGGUGUGUGCCGGGGCCUGUGACGUGUGGCUGCGUGGAUGAAAAGCGCCUUUACUACAGCACCGGGUCAGACCUGCUGGUACUGGAUCUGUCGGAGGAACCGCCGGAGAGAGAAGGCCCGAGUGCAGAGAAAGCCAGAGUGACCCCCGCAGCCCUCCGGAGCCCCUCCAGUCUAAACGUGUGCCGGGUCCUCGCCUUGGCCGAGCCCACGUGCAACGCUGCAGGGGAAGUUGAGCUGCUGGGACUGUCUGCCAGAGGGCAGCUCCAGAGGAUCACCUUACCUGUGCACAGAGAGGACGCCGCUCAGCCCGAGGCGGCGUCCACACGGGGAGGCGUCAGAGACCUCCUGUCCGCCAUCGGGGACGUCUGUGAAAGAGCGGCAGCGCUGAAAGCGGCCGUCAGAUCCAAAAACCACAUCCUGAGGCGCCUGAAUCAGGUGCUCAGCGUCAGCUUCCUGCUGACGGCCGACGCCGCAGAGCGGGACAAGCCCAUCGGGUGUCGCGCCACGGCCGGUUGGAGCAGGCUGCUGGAGGAGGACUCCAUGACCCUGACCUGCGUCCUGGACAACUCCAGCCCUUACGUGUUGGAACACGGCUGGACGCUGAGCGUCGCCGCGGCGCCUCUGUCCGCCCCGCCGGCGGCAGGAGGCCGAAGCCCCUGCGCCCAUUUUUCAUUCCCCUUCCACGGCCUCCACCCCGGGGAGACGCUGGAGGUCUCGCUGCCCCUGGCAACCGCAGGUCAACCCCCCUUCCCCGUGACGGUGAGCUGCUCGCUCACCUUCUCCCUCGCCGGCCUCCUGGGCGACGAGGCCGCCGCCGCCGCCGCCCUUCCCGGCGCGCGGCCCGGUUGCGUCAGUUUGCCGCUGUGCACGCUGACUGUGGACUGGCUGCACGCCCUGCGGGUGACAAGCCCCGCCCACGGGAAGGCCCCGUCUCAAUCCAGCAACGCGCCGGGCGCCGUCCGAGCUUUUCUAAGGUCGCGCCGGACCAGCGGCGGCGGACGGGGCGCGGUAGCGGGGGAGCGAGAGCGGCACGCGGCGAGCGUCCGGGUGUCGUCUGAGUCGCUGAGGGACGCGCCGGCGCUGAGAGGCACCCAGGUGGACGGCGAGGGCCCUCGAAACCUGGGCCUGUCUCUGCUGGAGUGGCUGCUGUCCGAAGACCACGGAGGCGUCUCAGCGGGACGCGUCCGAGGAGACGGGGACGCCCUCCGCCGCUCGGCGGUCCACGGGCGAGACCCGAGCGGACACCCGGUCCAACUGACCGCCAGAGAGGUGGCGGUGGCGGAGGAGAGGAGGACGGGGGACGAGGAGACGCUGGCCGCAGUGGAGGUCCAGGUUGAGGGCUCAUCUGUAGCGGCGGUGUGUGGACUGCAUCACGCCGUGCUGACCCGGGUUCAGGCUCUGCUGCAGACGGCGCCCCUGAAGCGAGCCGUCCCUGCAACGCGGACGCAGCGCUUAGGUCUGAGGAGGGAUCUGCAUCGGGCCGAGCGCCUGCUGCAGCAGAUCCAGCAAAGUCGGAUCUCGGGGGCCUUCGGAGUGGGCGUGUUCACGGGGCGCUCGGGCCAAUCGCUUCUCAGCGUUUACCGAGAACUCCGAGAAAACCCCCCCCUCAUGAUGUAGCCCGUAGACCUUCUCCGACUGUGCAGCCGAUGCAUGAGAACUAUGUGUCCUUAACUAUGAGAGUCUAUGAUGCAUUAUUUUGUUAUUCGUACUGUAUUGUUUCGUCUCAUUAGGUCCACUCCGGGGUGACUAUAGAGCCCAGGGGAAAUAAACAUGUCUGCAAUAACCGUCUAAAUGGGGGACUGCUGUCUCGCAGCUGUUUGACGGCGGCGGUUUCACGAUGUCGUGUCGGACCUGUUGGACGUGUCGGUGUACUGCGAUGAUUCUCCCUCCGUUGUUCUGUUCUGUCCACUAAGACGGCAUCAUGGAUGAAUACUGAACGACUCACAUGAAUAAUAUCACAAACUGACGUACAACUGCAAAAAACAACCACAGAUUGACAAAGCAACAAAAACUACAGCGUGUAAAACACGUAUAUUGUAUUAUUUGUAUUCUUAUUGACCUGCAGUUUAGUUCAUGUGGUCUGGACCGAGGUUCGGUUGAGUUCACUCUGCAUAAAACGUAGACUGGAUACAAGUUCAUAAUAUACGUUUAUACCGUCUAUGUGUAACAAACAGCACACAAUCCCUACUAUAACCCUGGAAUAAAUAUGACAUUACUCAAACAAACAGUUGUACAGUGUAUUUUUUGUAUCUUUUAUGUUGAUAAAAGACGGAAGAAAUGUAGAAAAACAAAAGCAGUCGCUUCCUAUUAGAGACGCUGCUUUGUACGUGAGCCGUGGUUACAAUAAACCCCCCCCUCAGACCGCCGUGGUGAUGACCCCCCCCCCGAGCUGCUCCUCAACCAGGAUGUGAGUGUCAUCAUUAC
Messenger RNA from Pungitius pungitius (ninespine stickleback), 3676 nucleotides. RefSeq names its product FA core complex associated protein 100 (gene faap100). The transcript is spliced from 8 exons. Lineage: Eukaryota; Metazoa; Chordata; Actinopteri; Perciformes; Gasterosteidae. Gene Ontology annotation, biological process: interstrand cross-link repair. The record is from RefSeq and is a predicted model, not a curated record. Bases 356 to 2869 code for a protein of 837 amino acids. Gene Ontology annotation, cellular component: nucleoplasm; Fanconi anaemia nuclear complex.